AUGGCCAGGUCAAUCGUCAAUACAGACAACUUCCUAGGCGUCGCACUCGUCAUCAACCGCUCCCGCGACGGCCCAGCCUUUGUGUUCCACUACCCGCCCAACGUGCCCUCUGGCUCAUCCGCCGACAAGGCAGCGGCCGACAGCGCAGCCUCGGAUGCCGAAGACAUCUUCCUCAGUCGUCUCUCCCAGCCAUCCUCGUCCCCGUCCUCGUCAGGCCGGCAUGGCAGCUCUACGACGACGACGACGACGACGACACGUCAAUGGGCCGACGGCGAGAGAGCCUACGUGACACCCAACGGCUCUCUCCUGCCCCCCUGGGAGCGCGUGGCCGGCUUCCCUACCCGCGACCUGGCUGGCAUACUCACGCCGGCGCGGUCGUACCACAAGUCUCUCUUCCAGCUGUCGCUUGACCCGGUACACUGCGUAUCGUACCCGAUUCACGUCCCCGAGAGUGGAAAGUGGUGGAAGAGCAGUAAGAAGAAGAAGGAUAAGUCCAGGGGUUCCAUGGCUGUCGACGAUCCACAGCAGCAGCCGCAGCAGCAGCCGCAGCAGCAGCAGCAGAGCACGUCCAAUGAACCUAGCUCUGCGGUCGGCGUAGCUGAUGACCACCACGGCGGCAAGGAUGACAAGGAAAGGGAUGAUAAGAAGGAUGACGGGGGGGCUGCCGCUGCGGACAAGGAUAAGCACAGCUCCAUGACAAUGUUCAACCUAGUCUUCAUCCUUAGACCGGGCCGGUCGGAGGCGAGGGAGCUUGUCGACGCGCUGUACACGCACAUUGUCAAGAAGGCUAACAAGGUGUACAAGUACAGUCAGCAGCAUAGUGAUUUCGUGUGGAGGGAAUCCAAGAAGAUAUUGAAUGCCAAGGAUAAGGCUCGUGAGGCUCAGAAGAAGAUGAGCAUCCUGUGGAAAGAGAUCCUACAGACUUCAUCCCUGGCGGCCUCAAUUCAAGACAUCUACAACGCCGUCAGUCAGAACAAGAUAGCAGCGCUGCACCUGGAGACGACUGCCGGGAUUCUCACGCCGUCCUUCCAGAUCCCGGCGCCCUUCUUCGUGGCGGACGUGGCGGUGGCACAGCAGCAGCAGCAGCAUGAGCACGCGCGCGGCGAGGAGGCGGGGCUGUGGCUGACGACGGCCAACGCCUUCCUGGGACAGGACACGCUGGACGAGCCUGGCUUCCUGGACCGCAACUUCGCCCUGCUCCUGAUGGACGACGAGAAGAAGAUCGUGUCGGAGCUGCAGGCCGACCCGGAUCCGACGACGGUGUCGAUGGUGGAGUUUGUGCGGCUCUCCAAGCCGACCACGUCCUUCCUCCAGGUCGCCCAGUCCAACGUCCUCACGCUGGGCCAGGUGCGCAAGUACGCCCAACACUUCAUCUACUGGCGCCGCGCCAUCGCCAUACCCCCCCUCCACGCGCGCGACGUCUACAUCGUCUCGCCCAACUGCGACCCCCGCCGCCUCCCCGCCGACAGCCUCGAGUGGCAGCGACUGUUCCCGGUCGCGCCCCCGCUGGCAAACUUCCUCUCUGAGCUGUCCCAGGCGCCCCGCCCCUACAAGCACUUCUGCCCCAGCAAGGUCCACCGCCCCUCCUACCUGCUCAUGCUGGCCUGGCUCAUGCGCAGGGGCUGGGUCACCCAGCUGUGCACCUUUGCCUACAUCGUCGUCUGGCCAGAGAUCAUCUACGAGGUAGAAUACGAGAUGGAGACGGAGGAGCUCGCCGCCGCCGCCGCCGCUGAAGAGCAGCAGCAGCAGCAGCAAAACUCCACGUCCCCAGAUGACAUCUCACCCACCACCACCACCCCGUCGACACCCAUGCCCCCCAGAACCCUCGGAUCAUUGACAAAUCUAUCAAGCCUGCUCCUAUCUUCUUCCUCCACUACCGCCGCCGCCGCCCCCUCCUCGUCAGUCGCAUCCCUCGAUCCUCCCUUGACAUCAACACCUCCUCCUCCGUCGUUGCUGAGAACAAUGUCUUCAACCGAUGUCCCCGUAAUGGCGACAGGAGGCGUAGGCGUAGGAGUCCCCGCCUCAGCAGUGGAGCACGCCGCCGAACGCGCCCGUCUAGAGCGCAUAGCCAGCCGCGCCCACAGGCAGGCGACUGAGCGCGCCAUAGCCCACGCCAGAAAGGUCACACCCCUCGCCACUGCCCACCCUUCGCUCAAUGACGCCGCCCACCUCAUAGGCAUCGCGCCCCACAUCAUCCUCGACGCCAAGAAGACCACGGGCAAGGAAGCGCGCUACCUGUCCGCCAUAUCCAGGAGGUUCCGCGAGGACAAGGUGCGCGACGCCUGGCGCUCCUUCUGCAGGUACUUUGACGGACGGUCUGCUCUUGAGAGGAUCGCCCUUCAGGAGGAUAUGAAGAGAAAGGAGGUCUGGAGCCUUCUGACCGCCAUGUCCGAGUAUGUUCUUUGUACGAGGCAUUGGUGA
Messenger RNA from Geosmithia morbida, 2421 nucleotides. Its product is annotated as nitrogen permease regulator 3-like protein. Gene Ontology annotation, biological process: TORC1 signaling; negative regulation of TORC1 signaling; positive regulation of autophagy. The transcript has 2 exons. Bases 1 to 2421 code for a protein of 806 amino acids. Gene Ontology annotation, cellular component: GATOR1 complex. NCBI's taxonomy places the organism in Eukaryota, Fungi, Ascomycota, Sordariomycetes, Hypocreales, Bionectriaceae. The record is from RefSeq and is a predicted model, not a curated record.